UAGUUGCGAUUUUAACGGCGACUCGCGCGCAUCAUCGGCGGUAACUUGAUUUUUUUGGCAUUGAAGUACGUCGGCUCCUAGUGGCUGCAUGCCAGUCAGUGCAUCUCAAACUGUAAUAGUUAUAGUAGUCCAUUCGAAGUGCAAGUGCUAGUUGGUGCCUUGAACUAAACGUUUAAUCUACUGCAAUAAGACCGUUAUCGGCUUUGGAUUAUUAAAGAUCUGCACAAUCUUCAAAUCAUUUGCCUUCGACGUGAUACCGAAAACUUGGCAAUUGUUGUGAUGACAGAAGCGUAUACUUUUAUCUGUGGAUCGUAAACUGUUUACAAGCAAUGGAGGCGUCUAAAAGAACAAACUAAUUUACAGCCAAUUGAAAUAUAGUAAAAACAACAGAAAGACGAUAAGCAAACAACUAUUAAAGCUGAAAUUUCCGCAAACAAUUUUUUGGAGCACACGAAAACAAUAGCAAUAACCACAAGGAAAAUAAACGUAAACCAUAAUUAUGACAAAAUGAGCGUAACAACAACAACAGCAGCAACAACAACAGAAACAACAUCAACAAGACAACAACAACAACAUUUUAUGAAGAGCAAUCACUGUUCCAGCCAAAACAUGAAAACCAACAACAAACUUAGCAGACCUUGCAGCUUAACAGCACCUGUCCUGUUUGUCUGCACUCUUCUGUUGCUUUUAGAGCGACACACAACAGAGGCCAGUGGCUUGCAAACUGUACAGAAGGCAGUGCCAGCGGGCAUCACACAUUGCGAGUACCAGGAACACAACAACACCUAUCGCAAGGAGCAGGGCGCUGUCUGGUUUGAUGCACAGGACAAUUGUCUGGUUUACAGCUGUGCCGCAGGAGUCGGAAAUGAGCCACAAGCUCACAUUGUCGUCACACCGAUUGACUGCAGUGAAUUCUACUGCGAUGUGGGCACCGAACUGCGCAAAACUCCAGGCAGCUGUUGUGGCGAAUGUGUGCGCACCCAUUGCCAGCACAACAACACCCUGUAUGCGGUGGGAGAGGCGUGGCACAAUGAUGCGGACUGCACAUUGCUGGAGUGCAAUCGCCUGGACAAUGGAGAGAUUACCAUUGACAGCUAUAAGCGCAACUGUCGACCCAUUGAUCCUCAGUGUCCAUCGUGGCGCAUCGAGAGGAACAACUGUUGUCCCGUCUGUCGCCCGCUGGCAACGUCGCGAGUCGAACAGUUGGACGAUGACACAAAUAGUCCAGAAGAUAUUUGGACAGCCGAAUGGUAUCGCCAGCAUCCGUGUCGACGUGAUUGCCAAGCGGAUGCGCCACCCAUGACCUGUCACUACACAUUUGUGGUCGAAUGGUAUCAGACGUUCUCGAAGGCCUGCUUCGACUGUCCCCUCAAUCUCACCGAUUGCUCACGGCCGCACUGCAUCAUGGGCGAUGGCCUGCAACGCAGCAUUACCGUUGUGAAUCGCAUGAUGCCGGGCCCAGCGAUUGAGGUGUGCGAAGGCGAUCAGAUCGUCGUGGAUGUGAAGAACAAUCUGCUGGGCGAGAGCACCACCAUUCACUGGCACGGUCUCCAUCAGAAGUCGACGCCCUACAUGGAUGGUGUGCCGCACAUUACUCAGUGCCCCAUUUCGCCACAUGCCACCUUUCGUUACAGUUUUCCUGCGGACAAUUCCGGCACGCAUUUCUGGCAUUCGCACACAGGAAUGCAGCGAGGUGAUGGCGUCUUUGGCUCACUGAUUGUGCGACGGCCAAAGAACUCCGAUCCUCAUGGUGGCCUCUAUGAUUUCGACCUCAGCGAGCAUGUGCUGGUUGUCCAGGAUUGGAUUCACGAACCGGGUGCCAGCAUUUUUGCGUUCCAUCAUCAUUCGAGUGGCGACAACAAACCGCACAAUAUUCUCAUCAAUGGACGGGGUCGAUACUACAAUCGCAUUUGGGCAGACAUGAAGAGGCAACAUCGUAUGGCCUCCCAAGCUCAGGUGGCGUCGCCAAUUCUAAUGCCAUUGAAUCUUGGUGCGGCCCAGAGUGAGGAGAAGACAGAUGAGCCAUCCAUAAACAGCUCAGAAAGUGAUGAUCAAGCUGACAAAAUAACAACACUAAAGCCAAUGGAAACGGAAAGCGAGAUAAAGAAUGAACCAAGUGAAUCAAAACUCGCAGAGAUGCCGACCACAAACCAGACUUCUGGAUCAACGUCCAAUGGGACCGCGCAUUCACGGAAGCGUCGAUCAAAUCUGCAUACGAUCCCCUUGGAGCAAAUUCCACAUCAGGUGUAUCAUGUUAGGAGAGGCUUCAGGUAUCGGUUUCGCAUUGUGAACGCCGAGUACCUCAAUUGUCCGAUCGUUGUGUCCAUCGACAAUCACACGCUGACGGCGAUCAACUCGGAUGGCUACGAUAUCGAGGCCAUGGAGGUGGGCUCCAUUGUCACCUAUUCGGGUGAACGUUUCGAUUUCGUGCUCAAUGCCAAUCAAGAAGUGGACAACUAUUGGUUGCGCCUCAAGGGCCUCAUGGACUGCAGCGAACGCUUCACAUCUGCCUUCCAGGUGGCCAUAUUGCGCUACGAAGGUGCCCCGGAUGAGGAGCCCAGUGCCAAGCUUGGCUACGAUCAUAAUGCCACUGGCAUUGAGUUGAAUGUGAUGAAUCGUGGACCUGGCUAUGCAGAUACCAAGACGGUGGCCGAAAUGCGAGCGUUGCCCAUCUACGACACGAUCUCCGGGAUCGAUGAUGACACUUUGAAACCAGAGGCUGAUUACAAGUUCUUUGUGUAUUACGAUUUCUAUCGCAAGGAUAAUCCCGAAUUCCAUAAUGCUGACUACUACAGCAUGGAUGCAAAUGUGACCCAAACGAAUCGGUUGUACACGCCACAAUUGAAUCACAUCUCCCUGAAGUUCCCUUCGGUUGCGUUGUUGCCACAACGCAAUCAACUAACCGAUGAGAUGUUCUGCAAUGAAACAUCGCUUGCAGAGCAGGGCAUCGAUUGCCGGGAAAAGUUCUGCAAGUGCCACCAUGUGCUGCAGGUGCCAUUAAAAGCGGUAGUUGAACUGAUCAUUGUGGACGAAGGCUUCACCUUCUAUGCCAAUCAUCCGUUUCAUCUGCACGGCAAUGCUUUUCGGGUCAUUGGACUCGAACGUCUCGGCGAGAAUGUCACUAUUGAAAUGGUUAAGCAACUCGAUCAGUUUAAGCUGCUCAAGCGCAAUUUUGAAAAUCCGCCUGUGAAGGACACAGUCACCGUGCCCGAUGGCGGUUACACAAUCAUCCGCUUCGAGGCCUACAAUCCCGGCUAUUGGCUCUUCCAUUGCCACAUCGAGUUCCAUGCUGAGAUCGGCAUGGCUUUGGUCUUCAAAGUUGGCGACAAUGAUGAGAUGCAGCCGAUUCCUCGUAACUUUCCCACUUGUGGUGACUAUGUGCCUGACUCAAGAGCGGAUCUGGAGUCGUCGUCUACUGCCGAUAAUCCUUCCAGCUUGCCAACUACUCCCGCACCCAGUACAGAUGCCUCAUCCAGAGUUUUCCACUCGCACUUGCCUUUGAUGUACCUUUUGCUCAGCUUGUGUUUGCUUUUAGGCUGCCAUCGCUGAGCAAUAAGUUUAAUAUUUAUGCUAUCAUGACACUAGCUCAAAUUUCACUCACUUUAAGCACUCAUGAGCAACAAUUAUGCUUCGGCACACCGAAGAUUCAAUACUCUUGCAGAGAAGUUUCAAUAAGCAAU
This is a messenger RNA of Drosophila sulfurigaster albostrigata, 3680 nucleotides long. RefSeq lists its product as uncharacterized. Gene Ontology annotation, biological process: iron ion transport. Gene Ontology annotation, cellular component: plasma membrane. The record is from RefSeq and is a predicted model, not a curated record. Lineage: Eukaryota; Metazoa; Arthropoda; Insecta; Diptera; Drosophilidae. Gene Ontology annotation, molecular function: copper ion binding; oxidoreductase activity.